This is a messenger RNA of Triticum aestivum (bread wheat), 2758 nucleotides long. RefSeq lists its product as uncharacterized. Gene Ontology annotation, molecular function: starch binding. NCBI's taxonomy places the organism in Eukaryota, Viridiplantae, Streptophyta, Magnoliopsida, Poales, Poaceae. The transcript is spliced from 16 exons. Gene Ontology annotation, cellular component: chloroplast stroma; starch grain. The record is from RefSeq and is a predicted model, not a curated record. Bases 273 to 2489 code for a protein of 738 amino acids. Gene Ontology annotation, biological process: regulation of starch metabolic process; starch metabolic process.
UAUACCUCCACAUCCGCACCACACACACGCACGCACACUACUCCAUGAUGACAUCUCACUCCGCCAGGAUCUCCCGAUAAAAAACUUCUCUUUCCCGUCUCGCCAUCCCCGUGACCGAAUCCACGAGCCGCCACCGCCAGUCGCUCUCUCUGGUGGGCGGCCGGGGAGAUGCGCCCCUAUAAAGCCCCUCCGCCUCCCUGCUCCCGCCACUGAGCGCCUCACCCGGCCUCCGUUCCGCCGCCUGGGCUCCCGCUCGCCCGCGGCGUCACAGGAUGGCCGCGUGCGCCAGGGGGCUCGUGGCGCCGCCCUUCGAUCUGGCCGCCAGUCGGCCGGGGAAGUUGGGUGCGGGGCCCUGGCCGCGCCCCGCGCGUGGCCCCGCGCGCGCGAUCCGCUGCUGCUGCUACGCCCGCCCGGAGCCCACGCCGCCGCGGAGGCUGCUGCUCUCCGCCAAGGCGUCUGCCGCCGCGUCUGUCGACGGGAGCAAGCCCAUUGCCCGGGGACGCCGCCGCGUCGGCCUCACCGUCACGCCCUCACUCACAUUCCCCUCCUCCCGUUCUAGAAGGCAGCCCAAGCAGAAUGAUUUCUAUCCGCGGUGCACGCCGAGAGGGCCGGCUCCCCAGUCCCGCGACACCCCGCCCAAGAGAGACACUGGCAUUGCUAGUGAGAAGGAGUGGGGAAUCAACCUGCUGGAUGAAGCGGUCAAGGAGUCUGGCACCAACGAAGAUGGAAGCACCUGGUACAGGGAGAGCGGCGAAGAUCUUGGUGAGAAUGGGUACCGUUGCCGCUGGGCUAGGAUGGGUGGACAGACUCAUGAUGGUUCCACUGAGUGGAAAGAGACUUGGUGGGAGAAAAGUGAUUGGACUGGAUACAAAGAGCUAGGUGCGGAAAAAUCUGGGAAGAAUGCUGACGGUGAUUCUUGGUGGGAGAAGUGGAAAGAAGUUCUGCACCAAGACGAAUGGAGCAAUCUUGCAAGACUCGAGAAGAGCGCAGAGAAACAAGCCAAGUCAGGGACAGAAAAUGCUGGGUGGUAUGAAAAGUGGUGGGAAAAAUAUGAUGCCAAGGGCUGGACAGAAAAAGGUGCGCAUAAAUACGGAAGGUUAAAUGAGCAGUCCUGGUGGGAGAGGUGGGGUGAACAUUAUGAUGGUCGUGGCUCUGUAUUGAAAUGGACAGAUAAGUGGGCAGAGACAGACUUAGGCACCAGAUGGGGAGAUAAAUGGGAAGAGAAAUUCUUUGCCGGAAUUGGUUCACGACAAGGGGAGACAUGGCAUGCUUCUCCUGGCGGUGACCGCUGGUCAAGGACUUGGGGAGAAGAGCACUUUGGCAAUGGGAAAGUUCACAAGUACGGGAAGAGCACAACCGGCGAGAGCUGGGAUUUAGUCGUAGACGAGGAGACGUACUACGAGGCGGACCCUCACUACGGGUGGGCCGACGUCGUCGGGGACUCGUCGCAGCUGCUGUCGAUACAGCCGGUGGAGAGGCCGCCCGGGCUUUGGGUGAUGUGGACGGCAGUGGCGUCCGGCGUGGAGACGUCGAGCUCACUCCAGGGCGUUGCCGUUGGGAACCGUCUCACCCAGCCGUAUGAUAUGGUCUUGGCCGCCGGCCCGCCGUUCAAACUUGGAAGUCCACACCACGUUGACCCUGUUUUUCUGCUCGAGACGAAGCGCGUCGCCGCCAAGCAGACCGUCCGCAUCCCCUUCCGCUGCCUCUGCGCCGGCAACGGCGUCGGCCAGUCGGACCACGCGCCCGUCUACACCGUGCAGCCGCAGGACGGGCUGUACGCCAUCGCCCGCGACUCCUUCGACGCCGUCGUCACCUACCAGGAGAUCGCCACCGCCAACAAGAUCGCCGACGUCAACCUCAUCACCGUCGGCCAGAAGCUCUGGAUCCCGCUGCCCUGCAGCUGCGACCCCGUGGACGGCGCCGCCGCCGUCUUCCACCUCGCCUACAUCGUCGACGGCGGGGAGACCACCUCCGGCAUCGCCGCCACCUUCGGCGUCACCGAGGACACGCUGCUCAAGCUCAACAAGAUCGCCGACCCCAAGACACUGCAGAAGGACCAGGUUCUUGAUGUCCCGCUCCCUGUUUGCAGCUCAUCAAUCAGCAACACCUCGGAUGAUCAUGAUCUGCGCCUCCCGAACGGCACCUACACGCUCACCGCGCAGGACUGCAUCCAGUGCCGCUGCAGUUCAAACACCUUCCAGCUAAAUUGCACCGCAGUGCAAGGAAAAAAGGGAUGCCCAGCAGUGCCGCCGUGCAGCGAAGGGCUCAAUCUUGGGCAGACAAGUGGUGCCGGUUGCGACUUCAAGAUGUGCGCUUACAGUGGUUAUUCCAACAGCUCUUCACUCAGCAUACAGACCACUCUUUUCAAAAACCAGACAGCACCAGCUUGCGAGAAAGCAGGAUCUUUGAGGUCGGCGUUCGCAGGGUCCAUGUGGAGGAUAUCUGCUAUCUCCUUCCACAUGGUGUUGAUCUUGGUAUGCUUCCUUUGAUACUGAAGACGCCCACUCUAGCUGGUAUAUAUAUCUUGAAAAAAAAAAACUCAUGAUAGCAUAUCAAUUUGUCGAUCGAUGUGAUUGUUGUUGCUGUUGUAACUUGAAUUCCGAUGGCCGGUUUGUCGAGCUUUUCGUUUUGACUAUUCUUCUAGAGAAUGAGUGGCACUAGCUGCCUGAAUAAAGCAAUGAUAUGCGUAAGGUUUGCAUCUGGAAAUGAAUUGUACUCAUUAGAUUGGGCAAUUGCAAUAAAAUGUUACAAGAUACAA